This is a messenger RNA of Stereum hirsutum FP-91666 SS1, 1115 nucleotides long. RefSeq lists its product as uncharacterized. NCBI's taxonomy places the organism in Eukaryota, Fungi, Basidiomycota, Agaricomycetes, Russulales, Stereaceae. The coding region runs from base 16 to 996 and encodes 326 amino acids. The transcript has 8 exons. The record is from RefSeq and is a predicted model, not a curated record.
CGACCAGCAACGACCAUGUCCUCUCCGCCGCCUCCCUACUCAUCAUCAGAGAAAGAAGCAGACCCUUAUUAUCUGCACACCUCACAAAAAUCUCAGACCUCAAAACUCGUCUCCAGAAUCGAGAAGAGCUCGACUAUCCCGAUAGACCAUGUCCCGCCUCAACUCGAGCGCGCGACGAUGAGGCUCGAGUUCCCGCCUUCGUAUGUCGUCGUUGGUGCGUAUAGGCUGAUCAGCGAUGGGAGUUUGAGGGGUCCGAUUUGGAAUAAGUGUAAGCAUGGGGUUGUAAGAGGGGGCGCAGUUGGGUUGGGCUGGGCGCUGUUUACGUUCAAAAUACAGAGGAAGUUUGUAAAGUUGUUCAUGUCGAACUCUUCGAGGUUCGCUGGUCUCUCGGACGACACCCUCUUCGGAUACAAACUCCCCUUCGACGUCACCACAUACUCGACCCUCGUCCUCCUCUCCACGCAACUCACCUUCAUCCUCACCUUCUUCCUCUCCCGCAACCUCCGCAUCGCCCGCGAACGCGCCUGGAACCAGACCGUCGCCUCGCGUGGCAAAGGCGCUGAGUUCUGGAAACCUUACGUCGAGGAAUGGGAGGUCCCGCCGAAGGUGAAUGUAGGGAAGUGGGCCGGGUUGGAGGGCGCGAAGGGGUGGGUUUUAGGGUAUGCUGUUAAGCAAGUGAUUCUUUUCCCUUUGCAUGCUGUCCCUCUCGUGGGGAUAUUUAUCCGCGCAGGCUUCAAAGCCCUCGACACCGCACGGUAUCUUCACAGGCCGUACUUCGCAGCGAAGAACAUGACGCGAGAGCAAAUCGCCGUCUUCGUGGCGGAACAUCAAUAUGAUUAUUACGCCUUCGGAUUCGCAGCGGCGGUGAUGGAGGCCAUCCCCUUCAUCGGACUGAUCUUUUCCGUUUCGAAUAGAAUCGGAGCGGCAAUGUGGGCUCAUGAUCUGGAGAAGAAGCAGCAUUGGGUCGCUGAGGAGAGAGCGAAGAAGGGUCAAUGAUCUGAGGCGCUGUAUUUUUUCAUGGAAUAUUUUGUACUUCUUUUCACGAUGUGAUACGUGUAGCUCCCGAGCGGGGGGCCUUUGAAGACGUGAAUUGAGAUCUCAACUGGUGGAUAACC